Messenger RNA from Oncorhynchus gorbuscha (pink salmon), 3055 nucleotides. RefSeq names its product malonate--CoA ligase ACSF3, mitochondrial-like. The record is from RefSeq and is a predicted model, not a curated record. Gene Ontology annotation, biological process: fatty acid metabolic process. Lineage: Eukaryota; Metazoa; Chordata; Actinopteri; Salmoniformes; Salmonidae. Gene Ontology annotation, molecular function: medium-chain fatty acid-CoA ligase activity.
CAAGAAUAACCGAUGUUUGGGUAAGGUGAAUAUUUACAUUAGCAGUAGGUUUGAAUUACCAGGUUAGCCAACAUUGCGCUCUUUGAGAAAAUGGAUAUCGUUUAAACACACUAACAUCGCAUGUUAGAAUGUAAAACACAGUCGGGUUUUCUCGCUAAAAUCACAGUCUUCACCAGCAUGUUCUAGCUAGCUAAGCUAGCUGCUAUUUAUGAGCAUAUUCAUUGAGUGGUGUUACGUUAGCUAGCCAGUUAGCUGCACCAUUACUCCCAUGUCCAAAGUUCAAGGCAGAGUUACGUCACUGUAUCUGUAAAAGCUAAACUGUAUACCAAAGUGAUUGAAGCAAAAACCAACAGUGUGCUCACACCACAAACGGAUUAUUAUUCUGUGCCACUGCCUGUCCCUGAAGGAUUUGUCCUUUCAAAAUAAACAGCUUGGCAUAGCAAGAUAUUUGCCAGCAGUCUAGCCUGCACAGUAUUCAUAGAGGUGUCACUGUGGAUAAAGGCUAACUGCAAGCCUGUCAGAAAUACAGUCUUAUCACUAUAGCAGGGAUAGCGUCUAUUCUUAUGAAAACAAUUUCACUUAGCCUAUGUUAAUUAUGAAUCUCUCUCAAAAUGAACAGGUAUUCCAAUGUGACCAUUGUGUGGCUUGACAUCAUGAGGAUGGACUUUUUAUGAGGAUUAGCUUUGAGCAGCAUAGUGUCCCAUCAUGUUGCCAGGGGCAGUACGUCACUCAGUCCCUCUGUGGCGCUCUGCUUUGGCCUCUGGCUGCUUGCAGUGUGAGUCAGGGCCAGGGAGAUGGCUGCUGAGACAGGUCCUGAGGAGAGCAUACACCUCCACAAGAGCAAGGCAGGCUGCAGCAGGGGACAGUGCCCCUGUGUUUUCCAGAGCCCAAGUGUACAGGGACAAGCUGGCCAUAGUGGACGACAGUGGGAGCCACAGCUACAGGGACUUGUACGGCAGUAGUAGGGGCCUGGCUGGGCGUAUCAAGGCAGCUCUGGACUGUCCCUCUGGGGACCUGCAGGGGAAGCGCAUCUCCUUCCUGUGCGCCAACGAUGCCUCGUACACGGUAGCCCAGUGGGCAUCCUGGAUGUGUGGCGGCACGGCCGUGCCUCUCUACAGGGAGCACCCUCCGUCUGAGCUGGAGUACAUCAUCUCUGACUCCCAGAGCUCCCUGCUGGUGGCUGGGCAGCCGUACGCAGACACCAUGGAGCCCCUCGCCCACAGACUGGGACUGCCCUACCUGCAGCUGCCCCCCACCUCCAGCCUCAGCUCCCUGCUGGAAGCCCCAGAGAACCAACCUGAGCCUGGCAUCACAGACUGGGCCCAGCGUCCUGCCAUGAUCAUCUACACCAGCGGCACCACAGGCAGGCCCAAAGGGGUUCUCCACACUCACAGCAACAUUCAGGCCAUGGUUCAGGGUCUGGUGUCAGAGUGGGGCUGGUCCAGAGAUGAUGUCAUCCUUCACACCUUGCCCCUGCACCACGUCCACGGCAUCGUCAACAAGCUGCUCUGUCCUCUCUGGGUGGGUGCCACCACCGUCAUGCUGCCUACCUUCCAGCCUCAGAAGGUAUGGGAGGUCCUGCUCAGCUCCAAGGCUCCUAUGGUGACUGUGUUCAUGGCUGUUCCAACCAUCUACUCCAAGCUGAUCCAGCACUAUGAGCAGCACUUCACCCAGCCACGUGUCCAGGACUUUGUCAGGGCUGCCUGCAAGGAGAGAAUCAGGCUGAUGGUGUCUGGCUCGUCCGCCCUGCCCCAGCCCACCCUGCUACGCUGGGAGGAGAUCACAGGACACACCCUGUUGGAGCGCUACGGCAUGACAGAGAUAGGCAUGGCCCUGUCCAACCCCCUGAAGGGUCCUCGCAUCCCAGGUGCAGUCGGUGUCCCUCUUCCAGGAGUGGAGGUUCGUAUUGUCAUGACGAACGCAACCAGCACCACCAUCGCCGAGGGCAACAGCAGAGAAACUCAGGUGCGUCCAGGGUUGGAGGGGAAGGAGGGGGAGCUGAUGGUGCGAGGAGACCAGGUCUUCACAGAGUACUGGAACAAACCAGAGGCCACCAGGGAGUCUUUCACUGAGGACGGCUGGUUCAAAACGGGGGACACAGCGGUCUAUAAGAAUGGAGUGUACUGGAUCAUGGGCCGCACAGUGGACAUCAUAAAGAGUGGAGGCUAUAAGAUCAGUGCUCUGGAGGUGGAGCGACACCUGCUAGCCCACCCUGAUAUCACAGAUGUGGCUGUGAUUGGUGCUCGGGACGCCACCUGGGGACAGAAGGUGACAGCGGUGGUGCAGCUGAAGAGGGGGCGGAGCAUGACCCUGUCAGAGCUGAAGACCUGGGCCAGAGAGCACAUGGCUCCAUACACCAUCCCUACAGGCCUGGUCCUUGUGGAGGAGAUGCCAAGGAACCAGAUGGGGAAGGUCAACAAGAAGGACCUACUCAAGCACUUCUUCCCCAGCUAACUAGUAGAGAAGCCUGCACCUCCUUCAUGGCCCACCUCCUCCACGACACCUCCUUCCAGCAGGAGCAGAGACCCUCCUCAUACUACAGUGAACCAUUGAGAUGAGCUCCAAGUGACUGACUCACCAGACAGUGGUCUGGGGAAGAAUGAAGAGACCUCAUUGAGGAUCCCACUAACUACACCACUGACCCCACUCAGCUCUGAGUUACCGUAGGACUGUUCACUGCUGGGCCUGGAGGCACUGAGCUCAACAGUGCUGUCUUACACGUGAUUAAACUGCUGUGGAGAUAUAUUUAGUUUGGCUGCCAUGACAGAGAACUGAUUUAAUACGAUAAGGCUGCGGUGCCUUCUUUAAAGACUGAGUGCUGCGAUCAUUAGCAUGACUGGGUAUCAUGGCAUGAAUAAUUAUGCCAACACACAAGUACAUUAAGAAACCGUGAAAAUGAUAAGAGCAGCAAGAGAUCCUUGACAUUAUACACAGAAGAAGAGAGGGGAGUACAGUGCAUUCUUAAAUUGCUUAUAAUUACAAUCCAGAUGGAUACCCUUGAAUUGGCAAUGAAGUUUAUUUUAAUGUAAUAAAAUGGAUGAUGUAUGGAAAGGCC